GGAUUGCGCAGUUGUUUUUGGUCCUGUAGUGUUCGUGGGAGUCAGAAGAAACAGAGAAGACUGUAAACUUUUGAUUGACAACAAUGCAGAGCUUUGCUGCUCUGGGUGUCAUUAUAGGCUCGUUCUUAGCUCUGACUGAGGGUGACGUGGUGUCUAACUUUCAAAAUGAGCCUGACUGCAUAAAGUUCUUCUACGAAGGCAAAGUACCACAAUGGGGCUCGACUACAUCUGGUGCUGUCCGGCUCUGUCAGCGCUUCCAGAACACGUAUCACUUUGCUACGCUGUACGACACGUACAACCGCAUUGCUGUGUACUCUGCUUACAUCUUUGGGCCCAGCAAUGGGGGAGGCAGGGAGACUCGUUGGUUUGUGGAGCCCCAGCUGGUGAAUCAAAACUGGGGAGGUGAGAUGAAGGAAGGCUCCGUGCUGGAGAAGGAACACCCUGGUGUCUAUCAGGGUGACAGGCAGGCUCUGAAUGAAGACUACACUAAGUCAGGGUUUGAUCGUGGCCACCUUAAUCCCAAUGGGCACCAUGCAGUCCCGAGUCGUAAUGCCACAUUCACCCUCACUAACGUGGUGCCCCAGAACCCAAAACUGAACCAGAAUGCCUGGGCAAAUCAUGAGUCCAAUCUGGCUAGGAUAUUCAAAGCUCAGUGUGACAAGGCCUACGUGUUGGUUGGUGCCAUCCCAUCUGCUGGCAACUGGAUCAUCAAGAACAAUGUCAAACGGGUCAAUAUCCCAGAGUACAUGUGGAACGCUUACUGCUGCGUCAAUUCCAACGGCAUUCCUGUUCGCAGUGGAGCAGCGAUCGCCCUCAACACUGACCAGAACUCAGUUGAGGAAUACACACUGAGUGAGAUUGUCGAGUUCCUCCAGAGGUUCUCCAAUACACCAGUAGGAGAGCUGUUCUACAAUCAGUGCCAGUAACAGACUGUAAUGUUACUACUUAAUCUCAAUGUAGCUAAUCUUAUAAACACUGUAAUGCAGCAUGUUCAUUUAAAAAUGCAUUUCACAGUUUAAAUGCUGCUCUGAUGCAUGUCGGAAAUUCAUUAAAAAGCAUAUCUAACCA
Pygocentrus nattereri (red-bellied piranha) is the source of this 1068-nucleotide messenger RNA. Its product is annotated as endonuclease domain-containing 1 protein-like. The transcript is spliced from 3 exons. The record is from RefSeq and is a predicted model, not a curated record. NCBI's taxonomy places the organism in Eukaryota, Metazoa, Chordata, Actinopteri, Characiformes, Serrasalmidae. Gene Ontology annotation, molecular function: hydrolase activity; metal ion binding; nucleic acid binding. Bases 84 to 926 code for a protein of 280 amino acids.